CUAUUAGACCAAUAAAGCUCAAACCAUUUGUUUAACCCUCUUAACAAUUUAAACCGGUUUGACAAAGAUGUUUUCCCUCCCUAAUAAUAAUAGCCCAACACUCCCCAAAGUAUACAAAAAAACAAACAAGCAAUGUCGUCCUCCUCCACCGUUCCCCGCUCUGUUCGAGUUCGUUCUCUGUCCACUUCAUGGUUGUCAUAUCGGUGGCAUGCCACCCGGUUGAACCUGGUUCAACCUGUGCCGGUCAUGAAACCGGCAUGACACCACCGGUAUGACCGGUAUGAUCGACUUACGCAUUCUAAAUAAAAUGACAUCAUUUUAAUGAAUUUAGUGAAUAAAAAUAAUAAUUUAUUAUUCAUUUUAUGAAUGUAAUAGUUAAAAGUUGAUGAUAUUUGUUGGAUUGUAACUAAAUUGUCCACAAAAAUGUUUUAUAUAUGAUUAAAUACAUUGGAUAUUAAUUGUUUUCACAUUUUUUUAGACCGGCAUGAACCGGCACAAACUGGUUAUACCACCGGUCGUACCAUUCCGCUUGCCAAACCGGCACAACGGUAUAAACCGGUUUGACAACCUUGGUCCACUUCAAACCAAACCCAAUCCCCUCUUCUCUGGCCAAUGCUCCCCCCACAAAACUCCUCUCCUUCUCUCGCCAAUCUCCACCGCAUUCCCUCGAUUCACCUCCUGACCUCCUGUUUGGUUAGUUUCUUCUUUCGCCCUUCCCCUGGUGGUUUUCUUCCCGAAAUUGGAUACGGAUCUGGUGAUCAGUGCCCAUUAAUGGCUGCUCGUUUUAUUUUUUCCUGCUUCGUAUUUAUUUUAAUGUGGUUAACGAUUUUCGCUCGUUUUAGGUUUUCAAUCACGAGUCGUGAUUACGUACGGGUACGAGUCUUAUCGAAGAACUUUUCCCCUUCUUCCCGUGACACUAGAGUUUUAUGAAUCUCUUAGCAGGUAAAGAUGGGUUAACUGAUGUUUGAUUGUUGGGUCCGAAGCCGCGUGGGGAACUUGGAAAGAUUUACCAGCUAGCUCAUUGUAGCCGAAGAACAUCAUCCUUGGGUUGGGGAUGGAGAAAUGCGAGGCUUACUUGCUGUUUCAUGGGGAAAUCAGCCUCAGCAGCUGGCUCAGAACUUUCCUCUACUGCUUGGGUCUUGCGUAUUGCUUCGUUGGGUUAUCAGCCAUCACUGCUCGCUUCUUCCGCUCCAUGGAGAAUGUUGUGAAGCAUUCUCGUGAGGUGGUGGAGAUUGACCCUCAUACCAAAGCUGAAGUUGUCCGCCGUGACAAGGUUUGGAACUACACCAUCGCUGAUAUAUCUCUUCUCGCAUUCGGCACAAGCUUCCCGCAGAUAUCACUGGCUACCAUUGACGCCAUUCGGAACAUUGGGAACCGUUAUGCUGGAGGGCUGGGUCCUGGAACACUUGUUGGUUCUGCUGCUUUCGAUCUUUUCCCAAUUCAUGCCGUCUGUGUCGUCGUUCCAAAAGCUGGAGAAUUGAAAAAAAUAUCAGAUUUAGGUGUUUGGUUGGUCGAGCUCUUCUGGUCUUUCUGGGCUUAUAUAUGGCUCUACAUAAUUUUGGAGAUAUGGAGUCCAAGUGUAAUUACUCUGUGGGAGGCCUUGCUAACGGUACUUCAAUAUGGGUUGCUUCUGGCACACGCUUAUGCCCAGGACAAGCGUUGGCCUUACCUAUCGCUUCCGAUGGCGAGAGGCGAGAGGCCAGAAGAAUGGGUGCCAGAAGAAACCCCUUUGUGUAGUAACAAGGACAACAAUAAUGUCUACGGCCAACAGUACCCUGAAAUACUCCCCGACCCAGAAGGGAGUGGAAACGUUGUUGACAUCUUCUCCAUUCAUUCAAACAGCGAGCUAGACUCAGACUACCGCAAUUUGUCAAGCUCUGACAUUGCUGUCGGGUGCUCAAAUGAACCUUCUAGUGAGGAGACGGAUUCUUGGUUCCUUGCUACUUGGAAACAGCAAUUUCUGGAUGCAAUUGUGUUGGAAAGGCCAGAAUCAAGAAAACUGGAGAACAUAAUCAUAAGGGGGGCAAGAAUCUCUUGGCAGUUGCUUCUCACACCAUGGAGACUUGUGUUUGCUCUCGUGCCUCCUUACCAAAUUGCUCAUGGGUGGAUAGCCUUCUUAUGCUCUUUAGCAUUUAUCAGUGGGAUAGCUUAUGUUGUUACGAGGCUCACUGAUCUCAUAAGCUGUGUCACAGGAAUAAACCCAUAUGUCAUUGCAUUGACGGCGCUGGCAAGUGGAACUUCAUGGCCGGAUCUAGUAGCAAGUAAGAUAGCUGCUGAACGUCAACUAACUGCAGAUUCUGCCAUAGCAAACAUCACUUGCAGCAAUUCUGUGAACAUAUACGUCGGGAUUGGAGUUCCAUGGCUGAUCGAUACAGCCUACAAUUUCUUGGUGUACAAGGAACCAUUGCGGAUAGAGAAUGCGGAAGGACUGAGCUUCUCGUUGCUGGUUUUCUUCUGCACGUCAGUAGGUUGCAUUGGGGUUCUGGUGUUCAGGAGGUUGACCUUAGGGGCGGAGCUUGGUGGACCGAGGAUUUGGGCAUGGCUUACUAGCGGCUACUUUAUGCUGCUUUGGGUUGUUUUUGUUGUGCUCUCUUCCCUCAGAAUUUGUGGCGUCAUUUGAAAUCUUAGAAGCAGGAUCAUUGUUUGUCUGUCUGUAGCUUGAGUGUCACCUAUUCAAUUAUAUUUCUUCUCCCAGCAACAACAGAAGCAUAAUAUGUAGAGAAAUUUUAUGAGAUAAGUCAGAUAACCUUCCUGUUUCAUUGUUUUCCCUUUUCUCUACCACAAAAAUAGAUACGCAGCAUAACUUCAAAUAAGAAUGAAAGAACACAUUAUAA
This is a messenger RNA of Linum trigynum, 2834 nucleotides long. The record is from the annotation of a GenBank genome assembly. NCBI's taxonomy places the organism in Eukaryota, Viridiplantae, Streptophyta, Magnoliopsida, Malpighiales, Linaceae.